GCCCAGGCGCUAGGGCGGCCCACUUACCGGGGCGUCGGGCUUCCCGCCCGCAUCCCACCUCCCGCGGCCUGGAGCGGCGGAGGACUGGGUGCGCAUGCGACUCGCGUCUGUGGGUGCGAAGGGUGCACUCCGGCAGCCAGGCGCGGAAGGCGGGCACCCCAGUCUCGGGGCCACAGCCCUCGCUUUCUUUCUCUUGGUUGUCGCGAACGCUGUCCGCCCGGGAGGUGUCCCGCGACCGGCGCAAUGAGCGCCAACGAGGACCAGGAGAUGGAACUAGAAGCAUUACGUUCUAUUUAUGAAGGAGAUGAAAGUUUCCGGGAAUUAAGUCCAGUUUCAUUUCAAUAUAGGAUAGGUGAGAACGGUGAUCCCAAAGCCUUCUUGAUAGAGAUUUCCUGGACAGAAACAUAUCCCCAAACACCUCCAAUUAUAUCUAUGAACGCUUUUUUUAACAACACCAUAUCAUCAGCUGUAAAGCAGAGUAUAUUAGCCAAGUUACAGGAAGCAGUGGAAGUUAAUCUUGGAACCGCUAUGACCUACACAUUGUUUGAAUAUGCCAAGGACAAUAAAGAGCAGUUCAUGGAGAAUCACCAUCCCAUUAAUUCUACAGCAUCCAUAAGCAAUAUCAUCUCAGCUGAAACUCCUAAUAUAGCCCUGUCAAGUAAGAAAAAAGACAAAAAAGAACAACUUUCAAAAGCCCAGAAACGUAAGCUGGCAGAUAAAACAGAUCACAAAGGGGAACUUCCUCGAGGCUGGAACUGGGUUGAUGUCGUGAAGUUAAGCAAAACUGGCUCUAAAGAUGAUGAAUAACGCUUGGAAUUUGAGACAAGGAAAGAGCAUCCUUUAAAAAAACUAGGUUCAAAAUCUGUCGUUACUAUUUUCUGGUAUUGAGGUAGCUUUUUAUAAAACAUAAUUUUUUGUAUGUUUCUUACACAAAAAUGUUAGUUGAAAGUUCAUGAAGAGAUCUGGUUGUAUUAAAUUAUUUUCACAAACUUGCCUUAAUAAAAGGUGAAAAUGCUACUAUUUAGGAUACUUUAUGAAGCCUGUUGAGCUUUGUAAGUAGACAAAUAUGGAGAAUAAUAAUCAGUAUUAAUUUAUAUGAUCUUACUGUAGUGGAUGUGAUAUUUUUGUAAAGACAUAUGAAGCCCUUUUUAAACUGUCAUCCCAGUGGAACAGAACAUUGAGUGAACAGUUAUCCUACAGUAUGAACCAUGUUAAAUAAAAUAAACUCUUCAGCUCUUCUUUUGCUUAAUUAUUGAAGCAUAAGUUGCCUCAGAGAAAUUUGGAUGCUGGUAAUUUGAACUUUAUACAUGAUAUUCUUUGUAGUUCCUUUUUAUUUUCCAAGGGUGAACUACUUCCCUUUAAUAAAUUGAUAUCUAUUUAUAUUUAUCUCUUGGUUUGAGUCAAAGUAUUUGAUCAUAAGAAUUUUUGAUGAUAUGUGGGAUAGGAGAGUAUAAAAACAAAUCUGCCAGAUACGUUAGGAAGCAUUUGAAUAAGAAGUGCUGGCUCUUAUUUAAAAUAUUUCUCUUUUCUGCAUAUACCAGGAUGGGAGUAAAAGAUGCCUUAAUAUUUAAUUUUUGUAUUGUUGGAGACAGUGAUUUUAAUAAAUUCCUAUUUAUCUUAUAUUGUGUGUUUUUAGUUAUUGAAUAACUGAGGUCUUCUAAAUGGUUCAAUAUAAAACCACAUUUGUUUCUUUUCAGUGUGUCUUUUCAAAUAUCCAAAUGUAUUUCUCCAUCUGAGCGUCUUUUUAAUAAUAUACAUAGAAGUCUUUCAAAUGCUGAACUGUUAUACGUACUUGAUAUUUUAAAAAAAAUAUAAAUAGAGGAAACUCUUGGCAUCAUUUUACCAGGAAAAGAUACUGAUGUUUAUGUGUGAUUUACCGUGAUUUUGUAUAUCCUCCCCAGCUUUAAGAACACUUUCUUCAAGAUGCUGCUUUAUCUUGAAGGAUAGAUUGUUAGUUCCUCAAGUUAUACCGUGUAGCUUGGGUCUGCAUUUUUAGAGAGUAAUUAACUUUUUAAAGAAGUUACCUUAGCAUAAGAGCAGUUUGAGUCGUGUCCAUGGUUUUUACUGGGUUAACUUUGGCUUCAGUUAAAUUAUUUGAAGUACAAAGUAAGUAUAUUUACAGUGAAAGAGUGUAAUCUCAUUUUCAAAAGCUGAAUCACAUUUUAUUUCUUGAAUUAAUAUAGAGCAAAACGUAUUAAAAUCCAGGACCACUGGAAUAUGCCAACUUUUGUUUCGGGUCUGUGUAUGUAAUAGCUUUUGUUGUGAUUUGUUUGCUUGUCUUUUUGAAGAAACAUCUGCUAGAAAAGAAAAUACUUUGUUUUGUUCUGAAGAUUCUGAAAUUGUUCAGGCUAAUUGUGAUUCAUAGAUUACAAAGAAUAAUGCUAGUUAAAUGCCAAUGAACUAUUUUUACUCUUUUUAUAUGAAAUGUACAAAUUUCUGGGGGUGACAGUGGCAAUGGUGCCUCUUAUUACCUUACGUAAGGUAAUUGAACAUUCUCAUCAAUAUUGCCAUCUACUGUUUAACUCUCCCAGUAUAUUUUCUCAAAGUCUGUUUACUUAAAAUUGUGUGGAAUGACAUAAUUAAUAAGCAAUAAAGUCUGAAUUACACAUAA
This is a messenger RNA of Cynocephalus volans (Philippine flying lemur), 2611 nucleotides long. It is a transcript of the gene RWDD4, whose product is annotated as RWD domain containing 4. NCBI's taxonomy places the organism in Eukaryota, Metazoa, Chordata, Mammalia, Dermoptera, Cynocephalidae. Bases 244 to 807 code for a protein of 187 amino acids. The transcript has 7 exons. The record is from RefSeq and is a predicted model, not a curated record. Gene Ontology annotation, molecular function: protein binding.